Messenger RNA from Electrophorus electricus (electric eel), 662 nucleotides. RefSeq lists its product as uncharacterized. Lineage: Eukaryota; Metazoa; Chordata; Actinopteri; Gymnotiformes; Gymnotidae. The record is from RefSeq and is a predicted model, not a curated record.
AUUUGGAAUGAAACGAUCCAACACUUCUGCUUUCAACCAACCAAGCGUCUAACGUUAACAGUGAAUUAGCUCCGAAUACCUUUACUUAUUCUGCACGCACAUUCCAUGCUUCUUCUGGAAAGUGUAUCGAUCUGCAUUUUCUUUAAGUUCGCAGGGCGGUUGAAAUUGCCUUAAUGGAAUUAUCGCUGAUGGCGGCACAGCAUUUUCCUGCAGUGAGUGGAGCCUUCAUGGAUUCCCCCUCUAAUGGAAACACAUCCCUCCAGACCUCUACCUCUAACCUCAGUGCCAGCUUCUCCCAGCCUGAGGAACAGGAGGAGGAAGGCAAAUUCUCCAGUGAUGCCAUCUGGCUGUGGGUGGCUGUCAUUGCAACCAUCGGCAACAUAGUGGUUGUGGGAGUGGUGUGUGCCUGUGCUUUUUAGACUCUGUAGUCUGCAAGGACACAGCCUAAAUUCACAGUUUUCUCUCUUAUCAUUCUGACCAUUAGCAUCUGAGGACAUCUUUUUAUUUUUCCAAAGAUUCCAUUUGGGGUCCAUUAUUUUAAAUGUAAAGCAUGGGAAAUUGGAAAUGGGGCGGUCUUAGUCCACCUAAUACAUUUGAUAUUUUACAUACAUAUACAUUUCAUUUUGGAUUAAACUGAAUUGGAUUUGAUUGAAACUGAAAAA